Molecule: messenger RNA, 1502 nt
Organism: Setaria italica (foxtail millet)
Lineage: Eukaryota; Viridiplantae; Streptophyta; Magnoliopsida; Poales; Poaceae
Exons: 3
Coding region: 307-1209 (300 amino acids)
Molecular function (GO): lipid binding
Source: RefSeq, a predicted model, not a curated record
AAUGGCGACGUGUGCACGAGGCCGGCCGGGCUCUGCCGCGCUUCACUCCACCACCGCCCCUGCCUCUCACCGCUGCCACUCUCCAUGUGCCCCAAUCACUGCAUCUGGCUCCACCCCCAUUCCAUCCCCUACCUCUCCCUGCAGCUCGAUCUCCUCUUAAAACCCACCUCUCAAGUCUCCCGUUCCUUCCUAUAAAGGCUCGCACCUGCAGCUCCGGCCAACGCAAACCUUUCACCCAUAAAGCUCCUCCAUUUCUUUCCCCAAAUCUCAUAUCAGUAUCUCACUGGAAAACUAGUUUCUGAGUCGAUGUGUUCCAUAUUCCCGUCGCAUUCGGUCGUCGGCAUAUCGGCGUCGCAAGCGCAGGAAGAAGGCGGUGGCUUUCGGAGCCCAGAGAGCAGAGCCAGCAUGAGCAGCAGCGGCUCCCUGACCUCCCCUUCAGCACCUGUCUGCUCAAGAUCAUGGUCUAUAAGCGAGGACUCGCUGCGGCGGUACGUGAGCUACGCCAGCGAGAGCUGCAUCCAGGAGCUGCUGGCGGCGUCGGACUCCGGGCGGGGCGCCGCCGGCGACGGCGACGACGGGUGGAAGGUGCUGGUGUACCAGAACGGCGUGGAGAUAUCGAAGCGGCGGGCGGGGCCGGCACACGUGUUCCGGAGCCGGUGGCUGCUGCAGGACGUCUCGCCGGAGCAGUUCAUGGCCGCCGCCAACGCCGUCGACGCCGCAAAGCAGUGGGAGUCGGACCAGCUGGUUGAGGCUUCGUACAUCAGGGAGCUGGGCGAGGACCUCAGCAUCAUCCACCUCAAGUUCGGCGACGCCUCCUCCACGCGGCGGCCCGCGCGGCGCCGGGACCUCGUCGUCUACGAGCGCCGGCAGGCCAUGGACGACGGCACGCUGGUCGUCGCCGUGGCGUCGCUGCCCAAGGAGAUCGCCGCGGGCCUGCUGCCCCCGGCGAAGGGCGGCGGCAGCAACCCCGUCGGCCGGGGCCUGCUGCUGCAGUCCGGGUGGGUCGUCGAGAAGCUCGACGACGGCGACGGCGGCGCCUCGUGCGUUGUGACGUACGUGGUGCAGCUGGACCCGGCGGCCGGGUGGCUGCCGCGGUGCCUCGUCAGCCGGCUCAACAGCAAGCUGGUCAUGAUCAUCGCCAAGCUCCGGAGGAUCGCGCAGGCCACCGUGCCGGCCGCCGCCGGCGGCGGCGGCGGCGGUGAGAUGUGACGUCGCCGGAGUAAAUAUUAUGGUUUUGGUAGUAGGAACGCCGAGUGCAUGUCGAGUGAUGCCGAUCGAGCUUCAAUAUAGUGCUAUCAUAUAUGUUAUGUGAGUGAGAAUGUAAUGUGUGUUUGUGUUUAUGUAGUGUAUACGUACGCACGUACUCUGCUUCUGCAAAUGGCUGCAGAAUUGUAACAGCCAGCUGCAGUUCAACUGUCUACAAUAUAUAGGGAGAAAAGUAGCAUCAAUUUUGUCAUGUCCUUUUUAUAGGAAAAAAAGUUUGCAUCGCAGAUUAUUAUCAA